Salvia hispanica is the source of this 1646-nucleotide messenger RNA. RefSeq names its product flowering locus K homology domain-like. NCBI's taxonomy places the organism in Eukaryota, Viridiplantae, Streptophyta, Magnoliopsida, Lamiales, Lamiaceae. Gene Ontology annotation, molecular function: RNA binding. The record is from RefSeq and is a predicted model, not a curated record.
UAUCAUCUCCCGCUUCGCUCCUUCGCCUACUCUCUCUCUCUCUCUCUCUUCUCCGUUUUCGCCAUCAACUGAAGCAGACUGCCAACUCCAUAUUCUCAAAUGGUGGAGGAAAAUGUUGACGAACAUGACUUAGGCAAUGUACAAGAAACAGAGUAUGUGCAAGAGACUAUUAGUAUGCCUGAGGACUUGUGUCCACCAGAAGACGUACAAGACGAUGUAAAGUAUCCAACUUUCGUUGAGGAAAAGAAAUGGCCUGGUUGGCCUGGAGAGAAUGUGUUUAGGAUACUAGUUCCAGCUCAAAAAGUUGGUAGUAUAAUUGGACGCAAAGGAGAACAUAUUAAGAAAAUAUGUGAGGAUACAAAGGCACGAAUUAAGAUUCUUGAUGGUCCUCCCGGGACAACAGAAAGAACUGUAAUAAUUUCUGCAAAGGAAGAGCCAGAUCUCCUGAUUCCACCUGCCUUAAAUGGUCUUCUGAAGAUCCAUAGACACAUUCUUGAUGAAGGUUCAGAUGCAGAUAAUGCACCAGUUGGUGGAACAUUUCGCACAAGACUUCUUGUGGCAGCUAUGCAGGCUGGCAGUUUGAUUGGGAAGCAGGGUGCCACAGUAAAGUCAAUUCAAGAUGAUUCACAUUGUAACAUUCGAGUAAUUGGAGGAGAGAACUUGCCUGCAGUUGCCUUACCAGAUGACAGUGUAGUUGAGAUACAGGGGGAACCUGCAGGGUUGGAAAAGGCUGUCGAAAUAAUUGGUACACAUCUCAGAAAAUUUUUAGUAGAUCGAAGUGUAAUUGGAGUAUUUGAAAUGCAGAUACAAAUGCCAAGUGCUCGACCGAACCAGAAUGUGCAUGCAUCCCAAUCUUGGGGACCUCCUCAAUCAGAUUUUUCCAUGAACCCUGGUGGACAUGGUUAUGGGUCAGACCCUUCAUGUAUGCCACCUCGCCCACGUCAAUAUGAUGAUUACUAUUCACCUGCUGACAUGCCUUUUGAUAAGAAGCCUCGCUCAGGCCCACAUACAUAUGGCAGAGACAUCUCAGUGGGAGCUCAUGCAGCGAAUGUGCAGCCCCAAGAAGCAAUGAUCGCGAAGGUCACACAGAAUAUGCAGAUUCCACUUGCAUAUGCUGAUGCUGUGAUCGGUGUUAAUGGUGCAAAUAUUAGUUACAUACGUCGUUCUAGUGGUGCAACUAUUGCAGUGCAGGAAACAAGAGGAGUACCUGGUGAGAUGACUGUUGAAAUAAAUGGCUCAGCAUCACAAGUCCAAGCAGCACACCAGUUGAUACAGAAUUGCAUUGCUGAUGCCAUGAGCAACGCACAGAACCCGACUACUGGAGGACAACCAAUGCAACAACCAGUCCAGCAACCAAUGCAAGGUUACAAUCCGUAUCCCUCUCACGGCCCAGUUUAUGGUUCUUCGACGUCUAAUGCUGCUGGACAAACCAUCCAUGUCAAUGUGCAGUCUGGAGACUAUGGCUCCAUGUAUGGGACUAGCUACGGCUACUAGACAGAAAAUUGUCUCUAAAAAAGAUUUGAUCUGUCUGAUUUUGUUAGUGCUGUAUUAGAUAGUCUGGCUUGUUAUUUAUUUCCAUCUUCUUGGUGUGGCUGAACAUUGGUCGAAUUCUCAUCCAUUGCGGAUUCGCUGUAGCUAUUUUUACA